AUGCCUGCCGCUCGAGCGAGCGAGGAGGCAAUUAAUCUGCCUCAUAUUGGAGUGUUCGGCCUUGGCUUUGGAAGUCGACUGGAUGACGAUUCUAUUAUUAGGAAGGUGUUCCAGAGUUCAGAGACACAUCUGAUGAUAUUCAGGAGAGGUCCUUUUUCGCAUUACUUGGUAGUGGUUCUACAGAUCUAAUCAUCUUGUUUCCUUGUUUAGAGAGAAAGGUACAUCCCCGACGAUCAAAUCAAAGGAAGAUACAGUACUGGGGAGGAAAGGAUGGCUGGAUGCGGAGAGUUUAAAUAUUUCCCAACAAAACUCGGACUGGGAUGGACUUUGGGGGGAAAGUAAGUCCAGAAUUUAAUUUUUGAUCGGUUUUGUAUUCACAUAACAAGUAGUUGCUUUACAGGGUUCAAAUUGGAACAGAAACAUACUCGAAUUACAAUGUGAUACUCGAAUUGGGCGAGGCCAUGAGAGUUCCCGAAGAUCUUUACAAUAAACAUUUCAAACAUGUCAAAAGACAACAAGAUAUUCCUCAAUUCAGCUUUCAUCCGGAUCCAAAAACGAAGCUUCAAAUAUCCACAGAAUUACUGUCACAGUACUACGAGAAGAGCAAGUUUGAGUUGGACAUCAAACCAAUCAGUGCGAAUCAAAUUAUUCUCGGAAGGAACUUCUUAUCGCAAUAUUGUGUCGGUUUAAAAGCCGAUGAACAAAUGGAAAAUAUGGAGAUUGGGAUAGCCCAAAUCAAUGAAAUAGAGGAUGAUGCAAAGUACAAAAAGAGGGAGGAAGAAAAUAAUGGUGAUAAUGAUGAUGAAGGGAAAGAUAAAGAAAAAGAAUCGGAUGGAGGCAAGAGUAAAGAAGAAGGGGAAGGAAACAGAGACGGUAAAGAUGACGAUGAGGGUCACAGGCAGAACAAUAUGUCAUCGGCUGACAGUAGUAGGGCUCUAACUGUAAUUGCGUUGUCUCUUUUGAACAAAUUAGUGUUUCAGAUACUUUGA
This is a messenger RNA of Bursaphelenchus xylophilus (pine wood nematode), 989 nucleotides long. NCBI's taxonomy places the organism in Eukaryota, Metazoa, Nematoda, Chromadorea, Rhabditida, Aphelenchoididae. The record is from the annotation of a GenBank genome assembly.